This is a messenger RNA of Aspergillus steynii IBT 23096, 309 nucleotides long. RefSeq names its product DUF2406 domain-containing protein. NCBI's taxonomy places the organism in Eukaryota, Fungi, Ascomycota, Eurotiomycetes, Eurotiales, Aspergillaceae. The record is from RefSeq and is a predicted model, not a curated record. The transcript has 3 exons. The coding region runs from base 1 to 309 and encodes 102 amino acids.
AUGCCCUCCUCUCGCGCUUCCAGUGAUCGCACCGGAUCCAUCGGAUCCCACGAGGCCUACAAGAAAUCCUCUCUCUCCAGCAAGGCCGACCCCAACCAGGCGUUGACUGAAGCCCAGCCAAUGGCCAAUGUCGGAACCUCCGAUAUGUUCUCGCUGCGCUCCAUGCAGCAUCGCGACGCCGAGGGCAAAAUCAUCACCGAACCCGACCUCACGAAUCCCACGCGUCCCCGCUUCGAGCGCCCGUUAGACACCAUCAAGAACUUCGAGGCGGCCAUCGAGCGACGACGAAAGGAGCAUGCGAUGGCAUAG